CUCAAACCACUGAGCUCUCCCUCCCCCAUGCUCCUUUCUAUUUUCCUCACUAGGAUUUGACUUCCAGUUUUCCAGACUUGCCUCUAACCACCUCUUUGACUCUGCAGUUUCACCGGGGGGCAAUUUCUUGGCUCCUCUUACUGUUUUGUUGUUGUUGUUUUAAAUUUGGGGUAAACAUUUAGUUAGAGGCUCUCUCUAUUGUGGUCUUUUUCAAUAGUCUCCCUGCAGCUUGACUGAGUCGCGCCCCCGCCCCCUCCGUCUGGCAGCUGGAGGUUUUGGGACCCACAGAGCGUGGACUCCCACCCCGAUCGUCUCCACUAACAGCUGUUGAGGGGCCGAUCCUCCACAAACUCAUCUCCUUCUUUUGAGAACCCGCUUAUCGUGUUGAUAUAGUGGCGUUCUGUUCGUUUCUCCUUUAUUCUCUAUCCUUCUCCUAAUGCUUCCUAACAUGCUUCUCUCAGCUUUUUCCACAGCCGCUGCCCAUCGAGAGGAUGUUUUCAGGCCACCAGGACUCCAAAAUCUCUUUCUUCAUGGGAACAGCUAAUUUAGACCCCAUCCUUAAUUGAGAGGUGUGCUGGGACUCGCGGGUUAAGCCCUGUGGGAAGGGAGAAAGGGGUUUCAGUCUCAGCAUGCCUGCCAUGGGGCUGAACCCUGAGUCCCAGCGGGGCUGAUGCUCCGAGUCCUGGCAUGCCCAACUGUCCACUGAAAAGGCUCUGGUGGUCCUGGUUUGGACCGCAGGUUGCCCAUCGACUUCCCCUGGCUUAGGCUCUUGGUAGCUAGGUGUAUCUGCCAUGCAAGUUUCUUUGGGCAGCUUUUUCCACACUGGGUUAGUUCAGGGGCCUUAGCAAGCCCUUGGGAGAUAGCUGGGUACAUGCAGGCUCCACAGCACAACAAUGGAUUUGUCACUCCCUGGCAUUCUCCCACUAGAGCUCCUAAGCCUGGGGCUAAGUAUAAGAUGUCCUCCCUCCUUAGGAUCCGGACUGAGUCAUUAAACUCAAAACUGUUCACCUCUGUCUCCCCUGGCCACCCCAGAGGGGACUCCAGGUGCUUUUUUCCAAAGAGAGUUGGGUGCCGGAGUGCAAACAGCUCUUCUUCGUCAUUUGAUAGGGAAAGGGGGCCUGUACCUUUAAGACUGGUCAAUUUCUCUCCAGACAUUCCCAGGCAGGUUCACAGAAGCUCUGAGCUGUCUGGAGUGUGCUGCUUGCGGGGAUGGACUGGAGUUUCCAGACCAUGGAGAUGGCGUGUGCGCUGUCCCCUGAGGUGAAGGUUGCCGUGGUCCAAUCCUCGCCGAGGAAGCAGAGAGGGGCGCGUGUGAGCAGGCGGAGGAAGAUCAGCCACUCCACAGCGAAGGGAAAGGGUCAGCUGAAGCUAUCGAUCGACAUGCAGGGCAGGCUCCUUGUGCUGCACAUUAUGGAAGCAAAAGGCCUGAUGGGAAAAGAGUACAGGACAUGCGACUCCUAUGUGAAGAUGUCUGUAGUACCAGAUACUGAUCGGAAAUGCAGGCAAAAAACCAAGACUGUUCCAGACAGCAAAAAUCCCAUCUUCCAUGAGCACUUUCUCUUCCCAGUUCAAGAAGAAGAUGAACAAAAGCGUCUUCUGGUUACAGUCUGGAACCAAGAGAGAAAUUCCAGACAGAGCCAGCUAAUCGGCUGUAUGAGUUUUGGUGUGAAGUCGCUCCUGACCCCAGACAAGGAGGUCAGCGGCUGGUACUAUCUUCUUGGCGAGGACCUGGGCAGGACCAAGCACCUGAAGGUGGCCACGCGGCGUCUGAAGCAGAACAGAGAGCCACUGCUGGCGAGCCAGGGGGCUGCACUGGGAAACCAGGAGGCUGAGAACAUGGAGCAGCUCAAGAUUACAAUCCCUCGAGGAAGGGAUGGGUUUGGCUUCACAAUCUGCUGCGACUCUCCAGUCCGUGUGCAGGCUGUAGACUCUGGUGGCCCAGCAGAGAAGGCUGGCCUGCAGCAGCUGGACACUGUGGUGCAGCUGAACCAGCAACCCGUGGAGCACUGGAAAUGCGUGGAGUUGGCACAUGAAAUCCGGAACUGUCCCAGUGAGAUCAUCCUGCUGGUGUGGAGGAUCGUGCCGCAGAUCAAGCCAGGCCUUGAAGGCAUGAUACGGAGGUCAUCCUGCAAAUCUACCUACGACCUCCAGUCACCUCCAAACAAGCGGGAGAAAAACAGCACAGUGCCCUCGCGCCCCGAGCACCGCCAGAGCUGCCACAUCGUGUACAACAGCAGUGACAGGCUGGUGCUGAACAACUGUCCGCGAUACACGGAGGUUGGGAAGCGGAGCCAGCACACGAUGCCACCCUUGUCCCGGGCAUCCUCUGACGGGGACAAGAACUACAUCCUCUUAGCACCUCUGAAUCCUGGGAGUCAGCUGCUGAGGCCUGUGUAUCAGGAGCACAAUGCCGCGGUGGUCCCAGGAAAUGCAGGGAAAGGCAAAUCCCAUACGGGAUCUGGGCGGAAAUCCAGGCUGAUGAAGACAGUGCAAACUAUGAAGAGCUAUGGGAACUACCAGAACUGCACCAUUGUGAGGCCUCAUAUCCCGCACUCCAGCUAUGGCACCUAUGUGACACUGGCCCCCAAAGUGCUUGUGUUCCCUGUCUUUGUGCAGCCUCUAGAUCUUUGCAACCCGGUCCGGACUCUCCUUUUGUCAGAGGAGCUGCUGCUUCAUGAAGGCAGAAGCAGGACAGUAAAGGUGACCGUCUUCAUCUACUCGGACUUGCUGCUCUUCACUAAGGAAGAUGAGCCAGGGCGCUGCAAUGUGCUGAGGAAUCCUCUCUAUCUCCAAAGUGUCAAACUCCAGGAGGGUUCUUCUGAAGAUCUGAAAUUCUGCAUCCUCUACCUUGCAGAGAAGUCGGAGUGCUUAUUAAGUUUGGAGGCUUACUCCCAGGAGCAGAAGAAGAGGAUCUGCUGGUGUCUGGCUGAGAACAUCACUAAGCAGCAGCAUCCGGCAGCAGCUCCUGCUGAGAACAAGAUGCUUGAGACGGACACUGAGGAGCUGAGGGUGAUGCCCUCUGAGGAGGAGAAGGUGGCAGGGGGUGAUGCCUGCCUGGCCGCAGUGGGGGCAGCGGAAGGGGCAUUGAAGGAGGCUGUCCCGGCUGCCCUGGGGGCCCCACUGGAGGAGAAGAAGGUGGUGAUUGUGGCCGAGUGUGUGGAGGAGCAGCCUGGCUCCAGACCAGCCUUUGUGAUCCCGGAGCUGCGGCUGGACAGCACGGCGGACAGCCCAACAGACGAGGAGGAAGACGAGGAGGAGGAGGACAGCGACCAGCACUGUCUGGAGAGGAGUGAGGUCAAGCGCUGCAGCAUGAUUGAACCGUCGGUCUGCGAGCCGACCUACACCCUGACAGUGCAGGGCUCCCUGCGGCGCCGCACGCACAGCGAGGGCAGCCUGCUGCAGGAGACGAAGGGCCACUGCUUCACCUCCGACACCACCCUCAACUGCCUGGACAUCCAGGGUCCCCAGACCCACUGGGCACUGCCCUCGCCCAGGACCCUCAAGAAGGAGCUCACCAAGAACGGGGGCUCCAUCCACCAGCUCGGCCUUCUCUUCUCUGGGCACAGGAAGCUCAGCGGAACAGACAACGAGUGCGGCUGUGAGGAUGGGGACGAGGCCUCCUGCAAGAAAAAGAGCAAAAACUUGGCCAAAGACAUGAAGAACCGACUGGGGAUAUUUCGACGGCGAAAUGAGUCUCCAGGAGCCAACCCCAUCAGCAAGCUGGACAAAGCAAUGAAAUCCCUCAAGCCGACCCCGGAGGAAGCUCUCAAGUGGGGGGAAUCUCUGGAGAAACUGCUGCUGCACAGAUAUGGGCUGGCUGCCUUCCGGGCCUUCCUGCGGACGGAGUUCAGCGAGGAGAACCUGGAAUUCUGGCUUGCGUGCGAGGAGUACAAGAAGAUCAAAUCCCAAUCCAAGAUGGUGUCCAAGGCCAAGAAGAUCUUUGCCGAGUACAUUGCUAUCCAGUCAUGCAAAGAGGUGAACCUGGACUCCUACACGCGGGAGCACACCAAAGAGAACCUGCAGACCAUUACCCGGAGCUGCUUCGACCUCGCUCAGAAACGGAUCUAUGGGCUCAUGGAGAAGGACUCUUACCCCCGCUUCCUCCGCUCAGAGUUGUAUUUAGACAUAAUUAACCAGAAGAAAUCCAGCCCCACACUGUAGAUCCCAAGGACACUGUCUGGGGCAGACUGGGAGCUGUAUGUUUACAUGAAAUCGACUGGGGAGGUCUUCCCUGAGCUGGAUGAGGGGAGCAUGCCUUUCUGCUGGGAUUCACGCCCAUGGAAGCCAUAUCUCUGUAGCGAACAGACACAUGGACAGGCAAAGGCAGAGAGCUAGAGGCCAAGGGGGCUGGAGAGCCGAGCAGUCUGGUACUGUUCCAGUGUACCGUUCCUCAGGAUCUCGCCAUCUCAUCGGUACGACGCCCUUUGCCAAGGCUCGGGUGUGAGUUUUAGCCAGGAGGGAAGCUCCCACGAGACUACUGUGAAGCACUGGCCUGAGCUUUGUCUUUUGUUUUGGGGGCCAUAAGUCAGUGGGCAGUGAGUCGGUGGGCAGGGAGGCUUUGGGGAGAGGGGAAACCAGCAAGAACCGGCUUCUUGCCUCUGCUGAACUGGACCAAACCCCUUUCCAUGGCCUUGUCGUGCUGCCCUGGCCCUGCAGAACUCGCACCUGCCAAACUGGCUAACAAAAGGCCCUGAUCGUGGGAUAGAAUGGCACUUCUUUUGUCUGUCUGUGGUGAUGCGCCCCUCAAGCAGCGAGAGCCAGUUCCUCCCCCACGCCCACCACACACCUCUCCGUUUAUUUAUUGACCUCCUGUAGCUGGAUGCGUUGCUGUGUAAUAGGAACUCCUUGAAUCCUUUCCUUUGUUAAUUUACAAGUGCAAUAUUUCUGCGUGUCUUGGAGUCCCGCAGUGGAAUGGACGGCCAUCUCUUCCAAGAGUGUGUACAACAUUUUCUAACUCGGUGGGUUUUAUUUGACAAACUCUGUGCUCCAAGCAGCAGGCCGCUGGGAGAGCCUGGGUGUAUAUAUAGUUCUGUGACAAUGAAGGGUUUGAUUGUGUAGAUAAACAGCUGUGUGAAUCAGACACUCUCACUGCUCUGGAUAAUGAUGUCGUGGUCUGGGAAACGUGGCUUAGUGCUGGAUUUGACGGAGUUGGAGAGAAUGUCUUGCGUCUAAGUGCCCGGUUUACAAUGCAAAGCAUCUCUGCAGCUAACAAAAACAUGUUGACGUCAUGGUUAUAGUGUAAAUAAAAGGAGAAUAUUAUUUCUUGUA
Molecule: messenger RNA, 5268 nt
Organism: Chelonia mydas (Green sea turtle)
Lineage: Eukaryota; Metazoa; Chordata; Testudines; Cheloniidae
Gene: RGS3
Product: regulator of G protein signaling 3
Exons: 24
Coding region: 1210-4161 (983 amino acids)
Biological process (GO): signal transduction
Cellular component (GO): nucleus; plasma membrane
Molecular function (GO): protein binding
Source: RefSeq, a predicted model, not a curated record